AUCUCCCUCACCCCCCGCCCGCGGAGUGUGCCCGCCUUUUACUCACUCACUCACUCACUCACCCCCCCCCUCCUCCCCUCCAUCCCACGCUCUGCCUCCCACGAAUUGUGUCUUCAGUCCAUAAGGACUCGCCUAGCCCACACAAUGCAGGCCUCGAGACAGAAGGCCUUCUGUGCCGCCGUGAAAGGCACACGAUCCUUUUCCUCCACGCCCACCAGACCCGCCGUCUCACCGUACAGGAGAGCUGCACAAGCAGCCACCGCGAAGGCCGUCACAAACCCCGUCAAGAGGCCUCAGUCGACGUCCACUGCAGCUGCAGUGCCCACAGAGCAAGAUGCGCGCCCUAGACCCUCACCCGCUUUCAAUCGCGAGGACUGGAAGGAUCUGCAGCCAUUGCGGCCAUACAAGCAGCCCGAGAUGGACCACUCCUUCGUAGGAAUGAAGGGCGGAGAGAUUUUCCACGAGAUGAUGCUCCGCCAGGGCGUGAAACACAUUUUUGGCUAUCCGGGGGGCGCCAUUCUCCCCGUUUUCGACGCCAUAUAUAGUUCGAAACACUUCGAUUUUAUCCUCCCGCGACAUGAGCAGGGGGCCGGCCACAUGGCCGAGGGUUACGCCCGCGCUUGUGGCCGCCCUGGCGUCGUCCUCGUUACGUCCGGCCCCGGCGCCACCAAUGUCGUCACCCCCAUGCAAGAUGCUUUAAUGGACGGCACGCCGAUGGUUGUGUUCUGCGGGCAGGUACCAACGAAUCUCAUCGGCUCGGAUGCAUUCCAGGAGGCCGACACCAUUGGCAUCACGCGAGCAUGCACAAAGUGGAAUGUCAUGGUCAAGGACAUUGCUGAGCUGCCGAGGCGGAUAAACGAGGCCUUCGAGAUCGCAACGACUGGGCGGCCCGGACCGGUGCUUGUGGAUCUGCCAAAGGAUGUCACUGGAGGUGUUCUGCAACGCCCCAUCCCCAUGACCAGCACUCUUCCCAUGCACCCCAGCGCGGCAACCCUCGCUGCGAAGGAGCUGAGCAAGAAACAGCUAGACACCUCUAUCCGACGAUCGGCCGACCUCAUCAACAUUGCAAAGAAGCCCGUUAUCUAUGCUGGUCAGGGCAUGGUCAGCGUGCCUGAGGGGCCUAAACUUCUCAGGGAGCUGGCCGACAAAGCCAACAUCCCCGUGACAACCACCCUCCAGGGACUAGGAGCCUACGACGAGCUAGACGACAAGUCUCUGCACAUGCUCGGCAUGCACGGCUCCGCCUACGCUAACAUGGCCAUGCAGGAGGCCGACCUCAUCAUCGCCCUCGGUGCCCGCUUCGACGACCGCAUCACCGCCAACGUGGAGAAGUUUGCGCCAACGGCGAAGGCGGCCGCAAGCGAAGGCCGAGGUGGUAUCAUCCACUUCGAGAUCAUGCCCAAGAACAUCAACAAGGUCGUGCAAGCAACGGAAGCCGUCGAGGGAGAUGUUGUAACCAACCUCGCCCAACUCCUCCCUCUCAUCAAGGAAGUCAAGGAACGGCCCGAAUGGUUCGCGCAGAUCAAAGACUGGAAGCAACGUUUCCCCUGGGCCUACGAUCGAGAAAGCUCCAGCGGCCUCAUCCAACCCCAAAGGAUCAUGGAGACGCUCUCCGAGCUCACUGCUCACCGCAAGGAGGAAACCAUCAUCACCACGGGCGUCGGUCAGCACCAAAUGUGGGCCGCGCAACACUUCCGCUGGCGAUAUCCCCGCACGAUGAUCACGUCCGGCGGUCUCGGCACCAUGGGCUACGGGCUCCCUGCCGCCAUCGGCGCAAAGGUCGCGCGACCAGAGUGUCUGGUCAUCGACAUCGACGGCGACUCCUCUUUCAGUAUGACCCUAACCGAACUCUCAACCGCCGCGGAAUUCAACAUUGGCAUGAAAGUCAUCAUCCUUAACAACGAGGAACAAGGCAUGGUGACGCAAUGGCAAACCCUGUUCUACGAAGACCGCUUCGCACAUACUCAUCAGCGGAACGCGGAUUUCGUGAAACUGGGAAAUGCGAUGGGCGUACAGGCGGAUCGGGUGAGUAAGCCUGAGGAGCUUGAGGACAAGCUGAAGUGGUUGCUCGCAACGGAUGGACCCGCGCUGUUAGAAGUGGUGACAGAUCAGAAGGUGUCGGUUUUGCCGAUGGUGCCGUCAGGUUGUGGGCUGCAUGAGUUUCUUGUUUAUGAUGAAGGAGAAUCAAAGAAAAGGAGAGCCCAGACUAGAGCGAGGACUGGCCGCUAAUCUCACCAUAUCUGUCCCUUGCACAAAUCCUUAAUAUUGGGACACAUUUUAUUCCCUUGUACAUUGUUCUUUCAAUCUAGUCGACUGGCGUCGGCGUUGGGUGAGAAUGAAUCCUUUGUGGAAUUCAAAAGCUUAUUCCACCACGAUUGCUAAUUUUUGGGGCACACAAAAAAGUCGCGGCUUUGGUUUUGCUCUUUUGAUUGUGUAGCAUGCAUGCAUGUCUGAAUGAGGUUCUCGCAUUGUUUGGCGGGACGGAGGCAAUACCUGUACAUGAUGGAUGACGGAUGAGGUUCGAGUGUGCUAAAGUCAUACAGCACUGUGGGUCUAGACGAAAAGUAUGAAGGUGUUUCAUCUAGCCACUUUGAGGAUGCUU
Lindgomyces ingoldianus is the source of this 2602-nucleotide messenger RNA. Its product is annotated as acetolactate synthase. The coding region runs from base 145 to 2229 and encodes 694 amino acids. Gene Ontology annotation, molecular function: thiamine pyrophosphate binding; acetolactate synthase activity; flavin adenine dinucleotide binding. The transcript has 3 exons. Gene Ontology annotation, biological process: L-valine biosynthetic process. Gene Ontology annotation, cellular component: mitochondrion; acetolactate synthase complex. Lineage: Eukaryota; Fungi; Ascomycota; Dothideomycetes; Pleosporales; Lindgomycetaceae. The record is from RefSeq and is a predicted model, not a curated record.